Molecule: messenger RNA, 414 nt
Organism: Dentiscutata erythropus
Lineage: Eukaryota; Fungi; Glomeromycota; Glomeromycetes; Diversisporales; Gigasporaceae
Source: the annotation of a GenBank genome assembly
AUGAAAGACAUCAAAAGGACGAACCAAAGCAUUGAUUCCGGAAUUGGUGACUCCAAAGACAAUAGCAAAAAUAAUACCAAAGCUAUGGCAACUUCAAAAGCGACGAAAAUUACUGAGAUAGCAAUACACCAAAAUCCACGACAACUCCAAAAGCGACGUGAAAGCAACAAGAACAGUGAUACACCAAAAUCUAUGACAACUUCAAAAGUGACACGAAAGCAACAAGAGUUACAAAAAGCAAACCGAAAGAAAAAACAUAAUGAAAGUACCAGGAACAAUACCAGAGCUAUGGCAACUCCAAAAGCGACGAAAUUACUGAGACAGCAAUACACCAAAAUCUACAACAACUCCAAAAGUGAUGCGAAAGCAACAAGAGUUGCAAAAAGCAAACUGAAAGAGAAAAACAUAACGAAG